GAGUCAUUUCCUUGCCACCCUUUUUGGGAACCCACUUCCAAAUGCUCAUCCUCUCUCUCUCUCUCUCUCUUUCUAUCUCUAGGGUUUCGAUUUGACCUCCAUUUCAUCUCCUGCCAUCUUCCUCUUCGAUCUGCACUGUGACCACCAUCGCCAGCGCGAGCCACUAGUUCCAGGACGAGAAGAGACCCAUUCAGUACUCACUUGUACUCCCCCGUCAGCUGAUGGCCAAGACCAAACCGGGGAAGAAGGACCUCGAUUCCUACACCAUCAAAGGAACCAACAAGGUCGUCAAAGUCAGCGACUGCGUUUUGCUCCGGCCGUCGGAGUCGGACAAGCCGCCGUACGUGGCGCGGGUGGAGAAGAUCGAGGCCGACCACCGAAACAACGUGCGGGUGAAGGUUCGGUGGUACUACCGACCUGAGGAAUCCAUGGGCGGCCGCCGGCAGUUCCAUGGCGCCAAGGAGCUUUUCCUCUCCGACCACUAUGACGUGCAGAGUGCACACACCAUCGAGGGCAAGUGUGUUGUCCACUCCUUCAAAAAUUACACCAAGUUGGAGAAUGUCGGUGCUGAGGAUUACUUCUGCCGCUUCGAGUACAAGGCUGCCACCGGGGCCUUCACUCCUGAUCGUGUUGCUGUAUACUGCAAAUGCGAGAUGCCUUACAACCCUGAUGAUCUGAUGGUUCAAUGUGACGGAUGCAAGGAUUGUAAUUAUAGUUUGCAACUGAUAAACGAAGACGAAGGGGAGCUUGGCGCAACUGUAAAGUUGUUGCUUUGUGAUCAAAAGGUCACGGGUUCGAAUCCUGGAAACAGCCUCUUGCAAAAGGCAGGGUAAGACUGCGUACAAUGGAUCCUUCCCUGGGACCCGCAUAAUGGGAGCUUCGUGCACCGGGCUGCCCAACUGAUAAAAGAAGAAUGUUUGGAAGUGAAUGAUUAAUUUAAAUCUUUGGUUUGUUUAGUGAUAAAAUUGUGUUGUGGAUGAUUUUUUAUGUGCAUCAUGCCAGCAUUGCAACAAAGCUGACUGAUUUAAAAUGGAUAUUAACCACAACAACAUCCAAGCCUUUAUCUUAUUUUAUUGUUGCUAACCAAGUCUUCUUUGCCCUCUCUCUUCCUCUACUAAUGAAAAUGAAUAUCACUCUUAAUAAAUUUUUACCUUUAGAAGAUCUAAGUUUAUCUUAUUCCCUGAUGUUGCACUUGGUGUGAUCUGGAAUAACUGUUUUAUGAUCCUUUGCUGUGUUUUUGCGUGUGAUGAAGUCUAUUACUUGUUUUAUCUAUUUCAUCAUUUGUUCUUGGGAUUUAAUAUUUGUCUUUGUUUUCUAUUUUAGUUUCUAUCUUUCUACGCGCUAUGCAGAGGUAAAUAAAUAAUUUAUUCAAAUAGGUUCCAUCCAUCUUGCGCGGGCAUGAGUAUUGAACAA
This is a messenger RNA of Zingiber officinale, 1413 nucleotides long. RefSeq names its product chromatin remodeling protein EBS-like. The transcript is spliced from 4 exons. Lineage: Eukaryota; Viridiplantae; Streptophyta; Magnoliopsida; Zingiberales; Zingiberaceae. Gene Ontology annotation, molecular function: chromatin binding. Bases 222 to 833 code for a protein of 203 amino acids. The record is from RefSeq and is a predicted model, not a curated record.